GGCGGUGGCGGCGAGGGUUCCGGGGCCGGUAGUGCAGGCGGAGGUGUGCAGGCGGGUUCGGGGAGUGCUCCAGCUGGCGGCGCGGGGCAGCACGGCAACAGCGGCGGCAGCAGUCCGAUUGUUGCGGUGGGCGAGGCGAGGAGCGAGGCGGAGGCGGUGACGGCGUUGGCGCUGUCAACGGUGGCGGGGCCAGGCGACCCUCUGUGGCUGCUGGUGGGACAUGCCUCCGGCUCCCUGGCCGCCUGGGACCUGCAGCGCCGCCCGCCCCGACUGGUGGCGCUGGUGGCGGGGCAGCACGGGCUGCCGGUCACCCACGUGAGCUUCUUCCCGGGUCGCGGCGCCUCCCACGUCCUCUCCGCCGACCGCCGCGGCCGCCUGCUGCUGCACUCCUUCACACACAUCGUACUCAAGACCGCCGUCGCCAGCCGGGUGGUCAUGGACGGCAGUCUAGGGCCGCUGGGGGCCAUCGUGCACCUGCAGCCCUUCUUCACGGCCAUGCCGCCGCCGUCGUCCCA
Molecule: messenger RNA, 515 nt
Organism: Astrephomene gubernaculifera
Lineage: Eukaryota; Viridiplantae; Chlorophyta; Chlorophyceae; Chlamydomonadales; Astrephomenaceae
Source: the annotation of a GenBank genome assembly